GUGCCUGCUGAGAGAGAGAGGGAGAGAGAGAGUAGGGGAGGUAGUGCUCGAGCACCUUCUUGUGCAGCAGAUAUGUGAGUGGCUGACAGCGGGCUCUAUCACGCGCUGCAGGACAUCGACAGGAUGGCGGGAGGACGGCGGGGUCUCGUGGCUCCGCAGAACACGUUCCUGGAGAACAUCGUCCGCCGGUCCAACGAUACGAACUUCGUGCUGGGAAAUGCUCAGAUUGUGGACUGGCCCAUCGUCUACAGCAAUGAUGGAUUCUGCAAACUGUCUGGUUACCAUCGAGCCGAGGUCAUGCAGAAGAGCAGCACCUGCAGCUUCAUGUACGGAGAGCUGACAGACAAGGAAAUGAGUGAGAAGGUUCGACUGACCUUUGAGAACUACGAGAUGAACUCUUUUGAGAUUCUGAUGUACAAGAAGAACAGGAUGCCAGUGUGGUUUUUUGUAAAGAUUGCUCCAAUCAGGAACGAGCAGGACAAAGUCGUCCUGUUUCUCUGCACCUUCAGUGAUAUCACAGCCUUCAAGCAACCAAUAGAAGAUGACUCAUCAAAAGGUUGGGGUAAAUUUGCCCGUUUGACCCGAGCUUUGACGAGCAGUCGUGGAGUUCUUCAGCAGCUCGCUCCAGCUGUUCAAAAAGGAGAGAACGUUCACAAACAUUCACGGCUUGCUGAGGUUCUCCAGCUGGGCUCAGACAUCUUGCCUCAGUACAAACAGGAAACCCCCAAAACACCCCCACACAUCAUUCUGCAUUACUGCCUCUUCAAGACUACCUGGGACUGGGUCAUCCUCAUCCUCACCUUCUACACGGCCAUCAUGGUGCCCUACAACGUCUCCUUUAAGACUAAGCAGAACAACGUCACCUGGCUGGUGGUGGACAGCAUCGUGGACGUCAUCUUCCUGGUGGACAUCGUCCUCAACUUCCACACUACUUUCGUUGGUCCGGCUUGGGAGGUGAUCUCUGACCCGAAACUCAUCCGCAUGAACUACGUGAAGACCUGGUUCGUCAUCGACCUGCUGUCCUGCCUGCCUUAUGAUGUCAUCAAUGCCUUUGAAAAUGUUGAUGAGGGAAUCAGCAGCCUUUUCAGCUCUCUCAAAGUGGUCCGUCUGCUGCGUUUGGGUCGGGUCGCCAGAAAACUGGACCAUUACAUUGAGUAUGGUGCUUCCGUACUGGUUUUACUGGUGUGUGUCUUUGGCCUGGCAGCCCACUGGCUAGCUUGCAUCUGGUACAGCAUCGGCGACUAUGAGGUGAUUGAUGAGGACAGCAACAAAGUGAGGCGGGAAAGCUGGUUGUCCCUGCUUGGAGAGACGGUGGGAACACCGUAUGAAUUCAACGUGUCUGGGUCGGGCCUCUGGGAAGGUGGACCCAGCAAAGACUCGGUCUACAUCACCUCGCUGUACUUCACCAUGACCAGUUUGACCAGCAUUGGCUUUGGAAACAUCGCACCAAACACAGAUGCAGAGAAGAUCUUUGCUGUGGCCAUGAUGAUGAUUGGAUCGCUGCUGUAUGCCACCAUCUUCGGUAACGUCACCACCAUCUUCCAGCAGAUGUACGCCAACACCAACCGCUACCAUGAGAUGCUCAACAGUGUGAGAGACUUCCUCAAACUCUACCAGGUCCCCAAGGGCCUCAGUGAGCGAGUGAUGGACUACAUCGUAUCCACCUGGUCCAUGACCAGGGGCAUCGACACUGACAAGGUGCUGCAGAUUUGUCCCAAGGACAUGCGGGCGGACAUCUGCGUCCAUCUCAACAGGAAGGUGUUUAAGGAACACCCAGCCUUUCGGCUGGCCAGUGAUGGCUGCUUGCGGGCUCUCGCCAUGGAGUUCCAGACCAUCCACAGUGCACCAGGUGACCUGAUCUACCACGCUGGAGAGAGCGUGGACAGCCUCUGCUUUGUCGUGUCAGGAUCUCUGGAGGUCAUCCAGGAUGACGAGGUGGUGGCCAUUUUAGGUAAAGGGGAUGUGUUUGGGGAUGUGUUCUGGAAGGAGAUGACGUUGGCUCAGUCCUGCGCUAAUGUCAGAGCGCUAACCUACUGCGACCUCCACAUCAUCAAACGGGACGCACUGCAGAAAGUUCUGAAGUUUUACUCCAACUUUGCAAACCACUUUGCCAGAAACCUGGUGCUCACCUACAACCUGAGGAAGAGGAUUGUUUUUCGGAAGAUUAGUGAUGUAAAACGUGAAGAGGAAGAAAAGCUGAAGAGGAAGGAUGAAGCUCCUUUAAACCUCCCUCCAGACCAUCCAGUCCGACGACUCUUCCAGCGUUUCCGACAGCAGAAGGAGGCCCGGCUUGCUGCUGAGCGGGUCGGUCAGGGAACAGGCGAUGUGGAGAAGGGUGUUACUCAUGUGGAGCCCAGAGGUCCAAAAAUACUGGCUUCCACUAGUAUUGUCAUGGUGACUGAGAAUACAACCAGACCCACCACCACCUCCACAUUUACAGCUUCUCGUUCAUCAGGAACCUCCAGCAAGGUCAUGAUCCACAAUAUGGUCACCCAAAACGGGAACCUGACAGGCUGCAAAUCUGCAGAGCCUCCAAAAGCUAAAGGCUGGGGACAAUUCAAGGACUCGGUCGUGAAAGCUGAAUCAUGGAGCAGCGUCUCCAAGGCCCAGUCCAUGGAAAUGUUGCCUGAUAGAACCAAGCCUCAUGAUGGAAUGUCCCUCAAGAAAACGGACUCCUGCGAUAGUGGCAUCACAAAGAGUGAUCUCCGCCUAGACAAUGUUGGUGACGCAAAAACCCCACAGGAGAGGAGUCCAGUCCAGUCUGACGAAAAGAGAGUCUUUUGUCCUAUACCAGAGCAAAGCAUGCAAGCCUCUUUCCUCGAGUUUAAACAAGAAUUGAGAGGAGACAUAAGAUCUCUGAACAAUCGCAUGGCAGUAAUGGAAACUCAACUCGGUGAAUUGCUUCGACUUCUUAAAUCUAGAAAGUCAUCUGGCUCUUUUUUUGAGAUCUCUCGGCCGCCCUCCCCCGACUCUGAUAAAGACAGCUUCUCUUAAAUAGGACAUUUUCUAGUCAGUCUGAGAUUGUCAUAGCAGAACUUUACAGCCUCCAGAUAGCAGAAACCAUCUGACAGCUGGUGAUACUUUUUCACAUUUCUUGCACUCUGUUGUUUUAAGUAUUACGAACUGGAAUCAGAACAAAUCUAAUAUGAAGGUAUUUUUCCUCUAAUAGUCAUGACGAUCAUGAUGAUACUUUGCUUUUCAUGAGGGUUUGAGACCCUCAGACCUCCCUAAUACUAUUGGCAAUAACUAAUGGCUUUAAUGUUGUUUAUACAGCACUGUGGCACUGUGAUGAAGGAGAUUUAAAAUGUCAGAUUUUAUCUGAUGACUUUGUUCAUCUGACAGCUGAUCCAAAAAGAUUGUUUAGCUGUUCAGAACCUUCAGCGAAACCUAAACAAAUAAGAGAAAUGAUGAAGGCUUUUACCACUGUGUUAACAUAGUUUCAGGUACAGCUCUGGUAGUAUUGUUUAACAUUUGUAUAACAUUUUAUCACGUUGUCAUAUCAUGCCAGUGAUGAUUUCAUAGAGUUGAUCCAAAGAUUGAGAUUCUGAAAUCAGGAGGUUUCUGAACUCAUUGAUCUUUGUGAAACAGACUAUGAGCUGUUGGUCCUGAGGUCACUGACCAAACCUUACAUCAGAACCAGUGUUAGAGGUAUUGGAAUUUAUUACAGAUGAAUGUCCUCACAUUCGUGCAAACAAAAGAUGUGUAGAAACUUCUAUGAGAAGCCAUUGAUGUUUGAAAUCAGCAGUGUUUUUAUAUACUGAAUGAAUGUGAAAGAUUCAAAUCAAAAUGAAAAUGAGGCCCCGAUGUUUAAAUCUUGCAGAGUUGGACAGUUUAGGGCUCUUUGGAAACUUUCACACAACUGAUUUCAAUCAACCAUCUUGUUACAUUAUUUUUAUAUUCAGUGAUACUUCUGAUCAAUUUGUAGUUACCAUAAAUGCUUCUGAAUUCCAGUGGAAUAUUUGUGUAUCUUAGCUUAAAUAAUAUGUAGAGGCUACAGAGUUUUUCUUAAAUCAGCUCUCAGCAGGUCACAGUAUCUGCAGUUAUGUUAUAGGGUUAGAAGGACCUAACUGGUCGGUGAGCUACUGAGUUGCCUUGUUCUUGAUCACUCGAUGUUCAACAGGUAAACCCUGUCUUUCACCACAAGACAGCCUUGUAUUACAGUUAGUCCUAUCCGGUCAAAGGGUAUCAGUCAGCCCAACAGCCCUGGGCCCCAGCCCCAAGGAAGCCCUAAUGGCAUUCAGAGAGGGACGUUGAGUAUAGUAACAUGUCAAAUAUUUUUUUUUUUUUUUACUUUUACGUGUUUUUUUUAAGCUUGUAUCACCAUAUUUAAAUGUGUGAAAAAAUGCAACUACAAAUCAGAUCAACAUGUCUGCAGGUACCAACAAAAUAAUCAAAUCUCUAAAUACAAGUCAGUUUUACAGGUUUUAAAAUAAUCAAGAAACACGCAGCAAUUAAACAAAUCUGAGUGAAACUGAUCUUCUAAACUGGGUUUUCAGUGCUAAAGGCAUUUUGUUUUUUUUCCUUCGGUAGUGGCUAUGGUGGUCCCAGCUAUCUGUCGUUGUGAUUUUGGGCAAAACACUUAAACCCUCCUUGCCUCCAGUGUCAGCAUUGCUGGUAUAUGAAUGUUUCCGUGGUGGUCAGAGAGGCUGUAGAGCACCUCUUCUGAAUCAAAUCCUAGUUCGCUCAGAAAGUUUGGUUCCUUUAGGGAGCUGUGAAUGAACAGCCAAACUCUGGCUGUAUUCACACUGCAGCUCUUAAUGCAUUAAAUUAAUUACCGAAAUCAGAUUUUUUUUUGGAUAGUCAUUGUCCUUUACAUGCGGCCUUUAUCACACUUAAGUGUGAAUGGUACGUGACCCUAAAGUGACACUCAAAUACUCUGUGUUUACAGAGGUAAAUAUUAAUCAUACACUCUGUCACUCAGUUGUUGUGCAAUCAGAGCCGAGAAAAAUUAUGAUCUAAUAUUUUUCUGUCUAUUGUUUACAUUCUAUUUUACUGUGUACCGCCUCCUCCAGCACAGAUUUGUGAUGUUGGCCUCACUUCAAUGAUGUAAAACUCAAAUACAACAUGACUGUUGAGAUUUGACACAGAUUGGACAUGUAUCUGAUUUCUGACCACAAAUGAAAGUGGCCUGGGUCUGAUUUUAAAAAAUCGGAUUUGUGCUGUUCAGACUGUCAUUGAAAUGUCCGAUAUUAGUCACAAAUGGGCGAACUCUGGUGUGUUUAAAAGCACAAGUCACAGUUUGCUUUAAGUAAUCUAAAUGCAGGAAGUUGUCUAAAACUCGUAGCAGAAACUGAAGUUGGCCUGCAGUGUGAAAGCAAACUCAGUCCAGCUGAAUGUUGGUUUUUAUUUCCAAAGUUCUAAUAACAAAGUAAACUGUAGUUAUUUUUGUGAUGCUUUUCUCUUUGAAUAGCAAUAGUUUUGACCUGUUUCUUCCACCAUGAAUCAGCUGACUGUUCUGAUUCAGUACCUCUCAACAGAUGUCUUUAUGAUAUUCUGGACAUACCAGCAUUUAAAAACUUUCAAACCACAAAAACAUUAAUGGAAUUUCUAUCAAUGGAAAUGCUCUAGAACACAAAGAAGAGUAAAUUCUAUUACAAGUUUUCAAUAUUGAGUGUUAAACCUCAUUUAUGCUCUACAUUAGAUAUUAAAGACGCCUCUGUCCAUUGUUUGCAUCCUACAUGUGCAUAUUUCAGUCUGUUUUCAGAGAGCUGAUAUGUACCAGGAUGCAGCAAAUGGAGCAGUACCACUAGAAACCGCAGGGGCAGUGUUGAGCAGUAUAAGUGAUGUUCGACCAGCUAAAGAAACAAAGAAGCUGCAAUGUAUUUAAUGGCCACACAGACCACCAACAUCUACUGUGCUGCCACUUUUUUGUCUUUUUCAGAGAUUGAACAUCAUCAUGAUGUCCUCCUUGAACCUGAACUGAACUCUGCACUGCCCUCUAGUGGAUGUAUUGCCUAGCAACCAUGCCAACAUAAAGGACACAUUUUUUUUUACAAUGUUUGACAUGCCAUUCCUAUUUACAUACAUAAAGGAGGGCAUCACUCUUCAGUAUCUGGGUGACCAGCACUGGACAAACUGAAGCACUUCCAAUUGCAAACUGGUUUCCAGUAAUUCAUGUUGUAGGGUUGCAUUGGAGCUGCAUUUCCAUCCAGUUAAGACACAUUUUUAUCAGAUGUUUGAAGUGUUAAUCAUGGCUGUAAUCAACAGAUAAGUGGCAGGAAACUACUCUGGUCCUGGUGUUUUACUUUUCAUUCUUUAGACAUUUUACUGGCAUUUUUAAGAAAUAGUUUAAAUGUAGUUUUGGUAAUAUUGACUUCUGGUAAAGGGUGAAAAUCAUUCUGUGAAACUGAGGAAGGCUUUUCAUGCUAAGUAAGGAAAUUUAAAUUUAAAUGGAAAGAAGGUUUUGUUAAUUUCAAAUGUGCAGUUUAGAGAUAUUUAAAAAGAUAAAAGUCCUUAACAUAAUUUCUAAGCUUCUAGCUUGACUGAGCAUCUUCACAGCAAUAUGUUGAAAAGCGCAGCUAGUUUGCAAA
Messenger RNA from Melanotaenia boesemani (Boeseman's rainbowfish), 6530 nucleotides. RefSeq names its product potassium voltage-gated channel, subfamily H (eag-related), member 1b (gene kcnh1b). Gene Ontology annotation, molecular function: delayed rectifier potassium channel activity. Gene Ontology annotation, cellular component: membrane. Gene Ontology annotation, biological process: potassium ion transmembrane transport; regulation of membrane potential. The record is from RefSeq and is a predicted model, not a curated record. The coding region runs from base 124 to 2994 and encodes 956 amino acids. Lineage: Eukaryota; Metazoa; Chordata; Actinopteri; Atheriniformes; Melanotaeniidae. The transcript has 11 exons.